AUGGUGGUGCUGGGAGUAUCCUGCUUUGCACAAGUAAAAGAAGGAUUCGAAGUUCAGUUCUGUGUCAACGAUCGAAGAUCAGAGACCUCGCCGUAUAUACCAAAGAACGUAAGGUUGGCUGGUCACAUGAUGUGCUUCAACGACUAUCACUGGACCAGUGCAGUGAAAGACUGGAUAGCAAACGUACUGCAGGGACACCGCCAUUCGAUAGAUCAGACCACUUUACGAAGUGCCGAGAUUCAAAGACAGUCGAACAUGGGCAAUUCUUUGCGUAGUCUUUCGACAAGAGAUAUGAUGCUCUUCGAGCCACAGGCACCGACCACUCCAUCGCCGAAGCCUCACCUUGAUAAAUCACAGGUCUAG
Necator americanus (New World hookworm) is the source of this 363-nucleotide messenger RNA. RefSeq lists its product as uncharacterized. NCBI's taxonomy places the organism in Eukaryota, Metazoa, Nematoda, Chromadorea, Rhabditida, Ancylostomatidae. Bases 1 to 363 code for a protein of 120 amino acids. The transcript has a single exon. The record is from RefSeq and is a predicted model, not a curated record.